This is a messenger RNA of Poeciliopsis prolifica (blackstripe livebearer), 2639 nucleotides long. RefSeq names its product taste receptor type 1 member 1-like. The transcript has 6 exons. Bases 46 to 2511 code for a protein of 821 amino acids. The record is from RefSeq and is a predicted model, not a curated record. Gene Ontology annotation, cellular component: membrane. Gene Ontology annotation, biological process: G protein-coupled receptor signaling pathway. Lineage: Eukaryota; Metazoa; Chordata; Actinopteri; Cyprinodontiformes; Poeciliidae. Gene Ontology annotation, molecular function: G protein-coupled receptor activity.
GAAAAGUUGCUUAUGUUUUUAUGCUGAAAGAGGUAUACAGUAAUUAUGAAAGUUCGACAGGCGAUUGCUCAUCUGCAUCUGCUGAGCUGUCUUCUGCCUCUCCUGAUCGAUGUAAUCGCUGCCUCAGAGUUCAAGUUGGAUGGGGAUUAUUUAAUCGGGGGUCUUUUUGAUAUUCAUCAUGUUAGUGGAACGUAUCAUCAUUACAAACCAGAAACCAUUGCCUGCUCAAGUGAACGAUUAAUCCUGUCAAGUUAUCGGAGGUUUCAGGUGAUGAGAUUUUCCGUUGAUGAAAUCAAUAACUCCACUGACCUGCUGCCAAAUGUAACUCUGGGUUAUGAGAUAUUUGACCAUUGCUCAGACAUACAGAAUUUUCCUGGCAUUUUCAACCUAAUCUCUGAAAAUAAUUUCAUUUACCCAUGGGAUGAGUUGAGCAAGAACAUUUCUAAAGUGAUUGCAGUGGUUGGUACCUAUACAAGCACAGAGACUCUGUCAGUGGCCCCACUCUUCAUGAUGGAUCUUGUUCCUAUGGUCAGUUACGGGGCUGCUAGUUCUGUCUUCUCAAGAAAAAAAAACUUCCCAUCCUUCUUACGAACUGUCCAUCCCAAUAAAGAUGUCAUUGAGGUGGUGUAUAAUAUUUUGCAGAACUUCAACUGGCGCUGGGUUUCAUUCCUUUACAGUGAUGGUGAUUAUGGAAAAGAUGGCUUGGACUUGUUCUUGAAGAAGAUAAAGAAUACUGAGAUCUGCUUGGCAUUCACCAAAGGCCUGAACAAAAACACAGAUUACCCUCUAUUAUUCAGACAGCUAGAGGCACAAAGAGUGAAUAUCAUCAUUGUUUUUGCUCCUGAAUGGACUGCUGAAGCUCUCAUCAAAGGUGCCAUAAAGCAAAACGUGACCAACAAAGUGUGGAUAGCAGGGGAUGCUUGGUCCUUACACAAGGAGCUCCCCAAAGAAAAUGGAAUCGGAAAUAUUGGAACUGUUCUGGGGGUAGCUGAGCCAAAAAUGGCCAUACCAGGCUUCAAUGACUUUAUCUAUUCCUCCACAGGACAGUCGCAACAUGAUGACAAAGAUGAACAAACGUUUUGUAAUCAGAUUUGUGAGUGUCCCAAUGUAACUGCUGCAGAUGUCAUCAAUGCAGACCCAUCCUUCAACUUUCCUGUUUACUCUGCUGUUUAUGCCGUUGCACAUGCUUUACACAAUGUCUUGCAAUGUGGGUCUGGCAGGUGUAAUAAAGCUAUAUCAGUGCAACCAUACAUGGUUUUAACAGCACUGAGGAAAUCCAACUUUGUACUUUUAAACGAGAGCGUUCAGUUUGACGAGAAUGGGGACCCCAUGUUCGGAUCUUAUUCAAUCAUUUUCUGGAACCAAAGUGGUGAGGCAGAGGAGGUCGGGUUUCACAGGUUUCACCCAUUUCUCCAGUUCUUCAUCAACAGCACCAAGAUUCAGUGGCAUUCUGAUGGGAAGGAACCAGUGUCAUUUUGUUCCAAAGAAUGUCCUGAAGGGUAUUCAAAAGCACAAGAGGGAAUCCACAAAUGUUGUUUCAACUGUAAAAUCUGCCCAGAUGGGACUUACAUCAACACUACAGAGGAUCCCUACAACUGCAUCAGCUGUAAGGAGACGGAGUGGUCUGAUGAAGGAAGUACGCUGUGCAACAUGCGCCUGGUGGAGUACGUACCGUUCACAGACAGUGGUGCCAUAGUGAUCAUGUUCGGAGCCGCCGCCUUCGUGGCCCUCACAGCGGCCAUGUCUGCUCUCUUUGCCUUCAACUACAACACUCCUGUUGUCAAAUCUGCUGGCGGACCGAUGUGCUUCCUGAUUUUAGGCUGCCUCAGUUUGUGCAGUCUCAGUGUUUUCUUUUACUUCGACAAACCCACGAUCGCAUCGUGCGUGUUAAGGUUUUUACCGUUCCUGUUGUUCUUCACUGUUUGUCUGGCAUGCUUUGUUGUGCGCUCUUUUCAGAUUAUUUGCAUUUUCAAAAUAGCAGCUAAAUUCCCCAACCUCCUCAGCUGGUGGAUGAAAUACCACGGACAGUGGUUGAUCAUCAGUGUGGCCUUUGUCACACAGGCUGUCUUACUUAUCAUUGGCUAUUCUGUUGCCCCCCCAAAGCCUUACAGCGACAUGUUUUCCUACACAGAGCUAAUCAUACUCGGUUGUGACCUUAACCUCAAAGCGAUAUCUGGUUCUGUUUCGUUACUCGCCUCACUGUGUUCACUUUGCUUCAUUUUCUCCUACAUGGGAAAAGACCUCCCAAAGAAUUACAAUGAGGCCAAAGCCAUAACCUUCUGCCUGCUGCUGCUGAUCCUCACCUGGAUUGUCCUCACCACCACAACCAUGCUUUACCAUGGAAAGCACAUUCACACGUUUACCUCUCUGGCAGUGCUUUCAAGUCUCUACUCAUUUCUGUUAUGGUAUUUUUUUCCAAAAUGCUACAUUAUUAUUUUUCAGCCUCAGAAAAACACUCAACAGCACUUCCAGGGUAUCAUCCAGAACUAUACAAAAACAGUCAGCCAGUAGUUGCCUUCAACUAUGUUCUGCUUUUGACAGUAGCUGAUUAUUAUUUUGCACAAUUUUUCUUUCAGUGAUGUAAUACUGCUAUAAUCAAUCUUUUCCAAACAUUUUAGAUAAGUGGGUGAGACAAUUGA